AUGGCGAGACCACAGGCUGUCAUAGCCUGCUGGGCCGCUGUAGCUGCCGCAGCGGUGGUCGAGGACCUGCGUGACCCACGACUCGCAUUGUAUCUUCCGAAACAUCUGCGGGACGCCGCGCAGUACCGGAGCGCGGUCCAACGGAUCCUUCGGAGCGUCCAGGAGGUUGGCCUCAUCCCCAAGCAGCCGCUGCCACAGUUGCGGCGGAGGAUGCUGCGGCGCCGCAGCGCAGCGGUGCUGGAGCAGGCGCCAUGUGCGGUGAGUGUGCACUAUGGGCGUGAGUGCUUGGAGGAAGCGUUGAAGGCGGCCGAGGAGUCCCGGAUCUGGGUGGACUCCGUGCUUUCGGCAGAGAACGGAGAACGGAUCGAGAACGUCCAGGUCUAUCGCCCCGGGUCGGCGGCGUUGGCGAAGCUGUUGCUCCGCGAGGGCGGCGUGCGCUUCGUCGUUGCCUGGCCCAGCUGCAGCUUGGAGUCCUUGGAGCCGCCGGCAGUGGUGCUGGUUCACUGCGCCCGAGGAUGGAAUCACCUCUGCACUGAACCUUGGACAGUUGAUUCGAUCAGCUGGUUGCCUGGGGGUGACUUCCUUUGUGGCCUCGGAACCCACCUGGUCGGCCUUCAACGGCCGCUUAGCUGCCCUGUCCGCCGGGGCAGCCUACCACGCGCGCGUGGCGCGCGCGCACGGCGGCACGGGUGGCGUGGUGGAGGUGCUCCAGCGGCUGCGGCAGAAAGGCUGGCGGCUGCUGGCAGCAGAGGAGUUUUGUGA
Durusdinium trenchii is the source of this 762-nucleotide messenger RNA. The record is from the annotation of a GenBank genome assembly. NCBI's taxonomy places the organism in Eukaryota, Dinophyceae, Suessiales, Symbiodiniaceae.